This is a messenger RNA of Cololabis saira (Pacific saury), 421 nucleotides long. Its product is annotated as histone H3. The record is from RefSeq and is a predicted model, not a curated record. The transcript has a single exon. Bases 11 to 421 code for a protein of 136 amino acids. Gene Ontology annotation, molecular function: structural constituent of chromatin; protein heterodimerization activity; DNA binding. Gene Ontology annotation, cellular component: nucleosome. NCBI's taxonomy places the organism in Eukaryota, Metazoa, Chordata, Actinopteri, Beloniformes, Belonidae.
AUCAGUCGCCAUGGCCAGAACCAAGCAGACCGCUCGUAAGUCCACCGGAGGCAAAGCCCCCAGGAAGCAGCUGGCCACCAAGGCCGCCCGGAAGAGCGCCCCGGCCACCGGCGGAGUGAAGAAGCCUCACCGCUACAGGCCCGGUACCGUGGCUCUGAGGGAGAUCCGCCGCUACCAGAAGUCCACGGAGCUGCUGAUCCGCAAGCUGCCCUUCCAGCGGCUGGUGAGAGAAAUCGCUCAGGACUUCAAGACCGACCUGCGCUUCCAGAGCUCCGCCGUCAUGGCCCUGCAGGAGGCCAGCGAGGCUUACCUGGUGGGGCUGUUCGAGGACACCAACCUGUGCGCCAUCCACGCCAAGAGGGUCACCAUCAUGCCCAAAGACAUUCAGCUGGCCCGCCGCAUCCGCGGAGAGAGAGCUUAG